CAUGUUAAUUUUAAAAUUUGCUAAAAUGCCACACUUAAUACAGUGGCUUCUACUUUUGUUAAUCGGCUCAAUACAUGGACUGACCUUUGUGGGUGAUUCCCGGACACAACCGAAUUUUGAGCUAUUGGAAAAUGAUUCGCGUUAUAUCACAUAUCAAGAUUUAAUGUCCACAGCUAAACGAUUUUACGAUCCAAAUACAACAUGGUAUUCCGAACUUCUAUUCGAUGUGGGCAGAAAUCAAGUCAUUGUGGGUGCGAGAGACACCUUGUACCGCAUGUCUUUCGAUUUGGAGCCACUGGAGCGAGCCAUUUGGGAGGCGACACCAUCACAGAUUGCCAUGUGCCAGGCGAAAGGCCAGUCGGAGCGUUGGUGUCGCAACUAUAUACGCGUGCUCCAUAGCAACGGUGAGAACCAAUUGUACGCGUGUGGGACGAACGCCUUCCAGCCGAGCUGUUCAUGGCGCCAGAUGGAAAACCUUAACGUCACCAGAGUGGAUGAUGGUGUGGUCAAGUGCCCAUUUCAUCCACAAGCAAAUAGUACAAGCUUACUUCUUAGCAAUGGCAAUAUGUUUGUGGGCACUGCAACUGAUUUUUCAGGCAGUGAUGUGGCUAUACUUCGUACUCAGGUGCAGUCUAAUAAGCGCUUUCUACGCACCAAACAAUAUAAUAAUAAUUGGCUAAAUGGUGCUCAAUUUGUUGGCAGUUUUGAGGCUGGAAAUUUUGUUUACUUUUUGUUACGCGAAUCGGCAGCAGAGCAUAUGACAUGUGGCAAGGUCAUCUAUUCACGCAUAGCAAGAGUUUGUAAGAAUGAUGUGGGUGGCGGUGGACAAUUGUUGCGGGAUAAUUGGACCUCCUUUUUGAAGGCACGCUUGAAUUGCUCUCUACCUGGUGAUUAUCCUUAUUAUUUUGAUGAAAUUCAAGGCAUGACCUAUGCCGAAUCCGAGCAUCUACUUUAUGCCACCUUCAGAACAUCGGGAUCGAGCAUUUUUGGAUCAGCCGUAUGUGCUUAUAAUCUAACUGCCAUUAAUGAUGCCUUCGAGGGUGCUUUUCGUCACCAGGAGCAUGCGGAUGAAGCCUGGCAGACGGUAAAUACACGUCAACGUAGCCAAUUCCAGUGUGCUAGUGGAGCCCAAGGAUUUGAUCAUUGGUUAGAGAGUUCUCGCUAUCAGUUAAUGGAUCAAGCCGUACAGCCAAUCGGUUCUCAGCCGUUAUAUCAUUCGAAGCUCGAGCAAUUCAGUCACAUAGCCAUGGAUGUGGUGCAAACGAAGACGGAGCAGAUCCACAUGAUCUAUGUGGCCAGCAGUGGGAAUCAUAUUAAAAAAUUAUCAGUGAAAUAUGGUGCAAAUGGCAAUGAGUUGGCUCAGACUUGUCUUGUGGAAUUGUGGCAAGCAGAUGACACGGGGAGCAAUACGUUCCUUAACAUGGCCUAUCUGAAGGUCAGUGAUUCACUCUAUUUGGGCACAGAUUUGGCUCUAACAAAGAUCCCAGCCCAACGUUGCCAACGUCAUGUGUCUCAGUCAAGUUGCCUCAAUGCCAUGGAUCCCUAUUGUGGCUGGAACGAGUUGGUCGAGCGUUGUGUGCCCCAGCCUUUGGAGGCAACUUACUACCAGCAUUGGCAACAGGCUCCCGUGUUGACUUGCCCAGUGGUCAAUGCCCCCAUCGAUGGGGCUUGGUCCGCGUGGUCGCAGUGGGGCGUGUGCCAGCAGCAUGAGCAGCCGGACAGUAAUUGCAUGUGCCGUCAACGGAACUGCAAUAAUCCGCGGCCUCAGCAUGGUGGUGCUGCUUGCGAGGGAAUCGCCACAGAGGUUACUAAUUGCACCCAACACGGCGGAUGGACGGAUUGGUCGGCUUGGUCGCCAUGCUCUCAGACCUGUGGCAUUGCGGUGAAAACUCGAAGACGUACGUGCGGCAAUCCAAAGCCAGCUUACGGCGGACGCACAUGUGUCGGUUCUGAACAGGCGGAAAUGUAUUGCCGGCACUUGCCUCCGUGUCCGGUGGCCAAACCACCAUCGAUUGACGGCGGUUGGGGUCCUUGGGGAGAGUGGAGUGAAUGCAGCGCUCAGUGUGGAGGUGGUUUUCGUAUGCGCCUCCGUGAAUGCAAUGAUCCCCAACCCCAGAAUGGUGGCCUAGAAUGUCCGGGAUGUCGCCUGGACUAUGAGGAAUGCAACAUGCAGAGUUGUAGCGAAGUACGAAAGCUAAGUGCUUGGACUCCAUGGCUAACAGCUGCACCCACAGUUCCAGCUGGUGACAACAACAAUUCAUCAUCGACGGAUGCGAUAAUAAUCGAACGACGCUUUAGGUAUGCCUGCCGGGCAACAAGCCCCGACGCCAGCUCGGUGCGAAUCAGUUUAGCCAAGGAGGAUACACGCAGUUGUCGCUCGGAUGGCAUUUGCCAACGACAUGGCGAGCACGAAUCCCCCAGCACUACGGACAACGAUGCCGACUCAUGGUCGCCGUGCAGUGUCAGCUGCGGGGGAGGCACUCAGCAACGUCAACGUGGACGUGGUAGUACCCAGAGUAGAGCCUGCAAUCUUCAGGCUUGCCCCACUGACUCCGAUACGCAACCCGAUAAUAGCAUUGACAAUGAAUUGGACCAUGAAUGGGGCUGUUGGUCGGAGUGGUCACCUUGCUCAGUGACUUGUGGUCUAGGCGUACGCAGACGUACACGAAAGUGCCUGGGAGGUCAUGAUCGUUUAUGCCAGGGACGAGCUCUAGAUGAGCAAAAAUGCGAAAUGGUUCCAUGCGAAGAUUUCCUAGGAUGGAGUACAUGGAGCGAAUGGUCCUCCUGUUCCAGUGAUGGCAUACGACUGCGUCAUAGGCGUUGCCUCGUUGAGCAACCGAGCGCCAUGGAGUGUCGUGGCGGCGAAUUCGAAAAGACAGCUUGUGUGCCUGGUGAAUGUGAAGACCAAACCCAAAGUGCCUCUGCCAUGACUGUGUCCAUUGUCAUCUUUGUAUGCCUAAUUUUCACGGCGGCCUGUUGCCUGGCCACAUAUCGUUAUGCCAAGCGUCAAUUCUUAAUUUCAAGUGAAGAGGCUCUUAAUAAGACAACCACAACGACAGCAAGUUUUGAUAGCUAUCCGAAUCAGUACUCCAGUUUGCCCACCAAGGAUUACUAUGAUCAACGUCCGAAACGACAGUCCAGCUUCCGUAUGCCUGCCAAAACUAGCAAUAUAGGCAAUGGCACACUUAAUCGCAAUAAUAUGCAUCAUAAUAAUACACCAAAGGUUCUGGCCAAGACCUACAAUGACUGUGAGACGGGCACACUAAAACGACAAUCGGCCUUAAAUAAUUGCCGAAGCAAUAUGGACGAUGAGAAAUUCUAGUAUAUAGAAUAGAAUUGCGAGAGAGAGACUCUGAGAUCAGAUCAGAUCAAAUUAGUGCCAUCAUUUGCCAGAGUUCAUAUGGGAAUGUUACAACGAUAACGACAUAUAUAUAUAUGCUAUAUAUUUAUAUAUAUAUAUACACACAUUUUGCUUGCAAAAAGUUCCUUUAUAUUUGACUCAUAUUGAGUCGUCUCGUAAUUAAGAUCCAAGUUGUCUUUAAUCUAAGUUAGUUAGUUUUAUCAUUUAAGUAAUAGUUAUAUACGUAAAUGAUUUAAGGACUCUCCAUGGAUCGUUUUUUUUUUUAGUUUGACUUAAGUUUAAUUUUAUUCGAGACUGAAUGACCCCCCAAAAACCCUCCCUUCCCAUCCUUUUUUUUUAAUUUUACAUAUAUAAAUAGUAUUUAAAAAUUUUGCUCAAUCCAAAAUUUAUGCCAUGCAACGAUUUGAAGUAAUAUUUUGUUGUUGUAGUUGUCCAAAAUAUUUCU
Drosophila willistoni is the source of this 3806-nucleotide messenger RNA. It is a transcript of the gene Sema5c, whose product is annotated as semaphorin-5A. Gene Ontology annotation, molecular function: chemorepellent activity; semaphorin receptor binding. Gene Ontology annotation, biological process: positive regulation of cell migration; negative regulation of axon extension involved in axon guidance; semaphorin-plexin signaling pathway. The coding region runs from base 2 to 3322 and encodes 1106 amino acids. Lineage: Eukaryota; Metazoa; Arthropoda; Insecta; Diptera; Drosophilidae. The record is from RefSeq and is a predicted model, not a curated record. The transcript is spliced from 10 exons.